CCGCCGUCUCUCCAGGGGCCCGGCGGCCUCUCCGCCGCCUCGGAGCGCCCGGGCCUCAGCCGCUCUGUGCCCGGCGGGGGCCGCGGACGGGGCCGCGGGGGCGGUAGAACCGCCGGGCCCCGCUCGGGCCGCGCUCGGCAGCAGCGGCGGCAGCGCUCGGCUGGCGGCGGAGUGAGAACCGCGCUGCACCGCCGCGCCCGCCCCUUCCCGGCGCAGGCAGCGCCACGUCUCGGGCAGGAGCCGGCGCCGGGCGGGCGGCUCCAGAGGAUUCAGCUCCUUGGUGAUUACAACUUUGUCUACGAGCUGUUUCCACUAUGUGGCAUUAGCAGCUGCCUGCUGCACACCAACAUCUCUACUGCUCAGAACCGUGCUCCUGUGUGACGUCUUGAUGCUGUUCUUGCUGAUGGAGAGAAACAGGACUUGGUAGUUCACUUGGUGGCAAAUUGUUGAGAAGAACUUUCCAGGGAUCUGGACCAUUUUUACCAUGGACUCCACAUCUGUCCAGCAGGAUGUUCACUUGGAGAGCAGAAGCAGUAAUGGAGCUCCCACCAGCUCUGAAGAACUUUUGGAUUGUAAAGCCAAGUCACAUCUAGUUACUACAGAUGAAAUUAACACUACCAGUAAUAACAUCAACGAAGUGCCAAAUGAAGAGGGAAGUCUGGAGAUAAACAGCAAAGUGGAUGCCUGCCAGAAUGGGCCAGAGUCACUCUGCCCCGACUCUCCUGUAUCUUUUGAUCCUACCAGCAGUGAGCAGGGUGAAGAGUCAUCCCCAGGUGUGACUGGUUUCCAUGACAGCCUAAGGAAGUCUCAGGGAACUAGUGCUGAGGGCAUAGCUCUUAGAAAAGAAGCUUUGCAGUCUCUCAAACUAAGUCUUCCCAUGCAAGAAACUGAAUUGUGCUCAGUAGAGUCUUCACUGCCAUUGGAAAAUGAGGAACAAAUCAGGCUUCAGGCAAGAAGGCGUCUGGAAGAACAGCUUAAGCAAUACCGAGUGAAGAGACACCAAGAAAGAUCAAGUCAGUCUACAUCCAAAACCCGUCCCUCCAGCACCCUGGAUCCUGAGCUUAUGUUAAAUCCAGAAAUCCUGCCAAGAGCCAGCACUGUAGCAAUGACAAAAGAAUAUUCCUUUUUGCGGACCAGCGUCCCCAGGGGGCCAAAGCUGGGUAGCUUGGGACUACCAGCAUCCUCAAAAGAAAGAAGAAGCUCAAAAUCUAAAGCCAGCAAGAUCCGGUCCUUGGCUGACUACAGAACUGAAGAUUCAGAUGCUCGAAAUGCUACUGGGAAUUCUGUGGCUACUGACUUAUCUGGGGGGGCUCUGAUGCAAAGCAGAAGUGGUCCAACAUCAGUUGUUUCUGAGAUCAGUCUGCCCUCUGAUGUGGAUGAUCGAGUAGAGAAUUCCUCCUUGGCAGGAGAUAGCAUUUCAGAAAUUGAUGGGAGUGAAGUGGGAAUGAGGCUGGAUGGAAAUGAGAGCGACAGCUCUACCUACAGCAGUGUGUCAGGGAAAGGCCUCUAUAGCAGCUCACAGAAUGCAGAAGGCAAACAGGAUACUCCAUAUACAAUAAAUGGCCAGAAGAUACAUCCUGAAGCAAUGGGGCAAUUUCCUUCCAUCAGUGAGGUGCUGCAGGCUGCGGCAGUGGAACAUCAGGCCCAAGAGCAAGAAGUUAAUGGAGAGGUACGGAGCAGGAGGGACAGUAUUUCUAGCAGUAUUUCUAUGGAAAGCUCUAUCGCAGGAACUCAUGACGAGAUGUUGCAGGUUAUGAAGGAGAAGAUGAGACUUGAAGGCCAACUAGAAGCACUCUCACUAGAAGCUAAUCAGGCUCUCAAAGAGAAGACUGAGCUACAAGCCCAACUUGCAGCUUUGAACAUGAAGCUUCAGGCACAGAUGGAGCACAGCCAGAACAGCCAGCAGAAGCAGGAAUCCCUGAGCUCAGAAGUGGCCACAUUAAAGCAGUCUUGCUGGGAUCUGGAACGAGCAAUGGCUGACCUGCAAAAUGCCUUGGAAGCAAAGAAUGCCAGUUUAGCUUCUUCAAACAAUGAUUUGCAGUUGGCAGAGGAGCAGUACCAGAGACUCCUGCAGAAGGUUGAAGAUAUGCAAAAAAAUGUUCUCACCAGAGAUAGUACAGUUCAUGACCUGCGCCAGCAGUUGGCUUCCUUGCAGACCCAGCUUCAGAAAGUGCAGCUGGAACGGACCACACUGACCAACAAGCUGAAGGCAUCUGAAACAGAAAUCACAUCUCUCCAAAAUGUGAGGCAGUGGUACCAGCAGCAGCUGGUCCUGGCACAGGAGGCCCGUGUCAGGCUGCAGAGUGAGAUGGCCAAUAUACAGGCUGGGCAAAUGACUCAAGCAGGAAUGUUGGAGCAUCUCAAACUAGAGAAUGUGGCCCUGUCUCAGCAGCUGACUGAAACCCAGCACAGGUCCAUUAAAGAAAAGGAACGUAUUGCAGCACAACUACAAAAUAUUGAGGCUGACAUGUUAGACCAAGAAGCUGCCUUCAUGCAGAUCCAGGAGGCUAAAACCAUGGUGGAAGAAGACUUGCAGAGAAAACUAGAGGAGUUUGAGGAUGAGAAAGAACAGCUUCAGAAAAUGGCUGAUUCUGCAGCAACAUUGGAGCAGGAAUUGGAACAGGUCAAGUUGACUUUGCAUCAGCGAGAUCUGCAGCUUGAAUCCUUGCAGCAAGAGCACCUAGACCUGAUGAAGCAAUUGACUCUUACCCAAGAGACACUGCACACCAAAGAGCAGUCCCUGGAUGACCUGCAAACACAGUAUGAUGAGCUGAAGGCCAGGCUAGAAGAGCUCCAGAGCGAUGCUGCUUCUAAAGAUGACACGAUCCAGUAUUUGCAGAAUGAGAAGAUCGUGUUGGAAGUUGCUCUGCAGGCAGCAAAAGCAAGUAAAGAACAACUUGAUGAAGGAGCGACACGCCUUGGAGAAGAUACAGAGGAAACAUCACAAAUCUUGGAGCAGCUGAAGCAAGAAAUGGCAGUCAAGUCAAGCCAGGUGGAAAAUCUGCAACAAGAAAAUGCCAACCUCAAAAAACAACUUCAAAAAGUAAAGGAACAGUUCCUGCAGCAGAAGGUCAUGGUGGAAGCUUAUCGAAGAGAUGCGAGUUCCAAGGACCAGCUCAUCAGUGAGCUGAAAGCUACAAAGAAGCGGCUGGACUCAGAACUGAAGGAGAUAAAGCGAGAGCUGCUGAAAAUCCAAGUUGAAAAACAGUCACUUGAAUCUGAGCAUUCAAAACUGCAGAAGGAAGUAUCUCAGGUUCACCAGCAGAUGGUGGAAAUAGAAAAUCACCUCCAGUCAGUGCAGAAAGAACGAGAUGAUUUGGAAACACGUCUACAGUCUUUGCAGUUCGAUAAGGAACAAAUGGAAUCUCUUGCUGAGGCAAAUCAGGCAUUAAAACAACAAGUAGAACAAAUGCAAGAAGAAGCAAAAAAGGCCAUUACAGAGCAGAAACAGAAAAUGAAGCGUCUUGGGUCGGACCUGACGAGUGCUCAGAAAGAGAUGAAAGCAAAACACAAAGCCUAUGAGAAUGCAGUCAGCAUUCUCAGUCGGAAGCUGCAGGAAUCUCUUACUGCAAAGGAAUCUGCUGAGGCAGAGCUGAGCAAACUAAAAGCACAAAUUACUGAUGGUGGGAAUGACCAGAUUGCUCAGGAGAAGAUUCAAGCUCUGAAGACAGAACUGCGAGCUGUGAGCAGCAGUAAGUUGAUGCUGGAAAAAGAGUUGCAAGAAGUGAUUUCACUGACCAGCCAGGAGCUUGAAGAGUACAGAGAGAAAGUGCUGGAACUUGAGGAUGAGCUUCAGGAAUCUAGAGGCUUCAGGAAGAAGAUAAAACGUUUAGAAGAAAUUAAUAAGAAGUUGGCUCUUGAACUGGAACACGAACGUGGAAAACUUACAGGUCUCAGCCAGUCCAACGCUGCUUUGCGGGAGCACAAUAAUAUUCUCGAAACAGCAUUAGCAAAGAGAGAGGCAGACUUGGUACAACUGAAUCUACAGGUUCAGGCAGUCCUAAAGCGGAAAGAGGAGGAGGAUCAGCAAAUGCAGCAACUUAUUCAAGCUUUACAGGCUUCCCUAGAGAAGGAAAAGUUAAAAGUUAAAGACCUUCAGAAGCAGGAAGCAGCAGCCAAAGCGGAUGCAGCCCAUAACCGGCGACACCACCGGGCAGCAAUGCUCGAGCUCAGUGAGAUCAAGAAGGAGCUCCAUGCCAAAGAGCUGCUGGUCCAGGCCCUGCAGGCUGAGGUGGACAAGCUGCAGGUAGAGGAUGAAAAGCAUUCCCAGGAGGUAUCUCAGUUUCAGCAAGAGCUGGCAGAAGCCAGAUCUCAGCUCCAAGUUCUGCAGAAAAGCCUGGAUGACAAACUUAGUGAACAGCCUCUAGUAAGCCAAGAGGUGGAAGACCUGAAGUGGGAAGUAGAACGAAAAGAAAGAGAAAUUGAAACACUUAAGCAGCAGCUGGACAUGACCGAACAGCGCAGCCACAGGGAGUUAGAAGGGAUACAAGUUGUUUUGCAGAAUAUCAAGACUGAGUUGGAAAUGGUGCGGGAAGACCUGUCAGUGACUCAGAAGGAUAAGUUUAUGCUGCAGGCUAAAGUGACUGAACUGAAGAACAGCAUGAAGUCACUGCUGCAGCAAAACCAGCAGCUGAAGUUGGACCUGAAGCAUGGCAAGAUGAAGAAGAGGAAAGAACUGAAAGGCGAGAAUAACUCUUCCAAUCCUGUUACUCCAGUCAAGAUUCCUGAUUGUCCAGUGCCUGCUGCCUUGCUGGAAGAACUGCUGAAACCAACAGCUGUGAGCAAGGAGCCUCUAAAGAAUCUGAACAGCUGUCUCCGGCAAUUAAAGCAAGAAAUGGACAGCCUUCAGCGCCAGAUGGAGGAACACACCAUUACAGUACAUGAAUCAAUGUCUUCAUGGACUCAUAUUGAGGGCAAGUUAAUGGACCUUACUUCUACAAGUCCUACAACUGCAGCAGACCAGCAGGAGACUCCUCCUGCAGAUGAAAAGAAAGAGAAUUGUAGUGUUAGUGACAAGGAGGCUUUGACACUAUAACCUUCUUAUCAGUUGUCUUUCUUCCUAUUGCUUUAAGUAUAUAAACAAAUCUUUAUAAAAAUUAUUUAUUUCAUUUUUUUAAAUGCUGUUCAGCAUUGUGCUUUUGCCUGUAGGAGCAAAGGGCACUGAUUUGAGAAACUGAUGGAAUAGUAAAUGCAGAAUAUGCUAUUCUAAGGGUUUGUUUGAAACCUUGCCAUAACAAUUCUGUCAUGUUGGGUACUGCCAAGUGGUGAAUCUAGCUCAUUUGAGGGCUUAGUAAGAGAUUCAUAUGAAGGUUUAAAAUGAGGUCAAGAGAAGCAUCUGGUUUUAAGUAUGUAAUUGUUCAGUCUGGGUGAGUUUGUUAAGGAAUUACUGUUGAUUAUGUAACAUCUAGGUUUUCUUGUUUGGGUUUUUUUUUAAUUUGUGGGAGUAGGAUGUUUUUUUUCCCCAUCUUGGGUUGUAGCCAAACUAUAGAGAAAAAUAAGUUCUUCUCAUGUUCAGCCAUGAGAACUGGAUAUGCUGAGUAUUCUCUUGUCCCUCCUAUAAUCUCUUAUUCUUGAAAUUCAGAUUAUAGAUAUCUGUAUUUGAAGGAAAAGAAGUUAUUGUAAGCCAUUUCCAGUUCUGAAGGUGACCUCUGACCUAUUGCAGAAGGAACAAGACUAAAGACAAGCAAUGCAGAGCAGUUGGUAUCUUUGGCAGAUUUGCCUGGGAUGUUGGCUAAUGUUUUUCUUUUACAGUCACAGGCCAGUAGUGAGCUUUGCUUCACUGGACAAAUACUUUGCACCUUUUAAUUUCAAGUUUUGAAGUAGACACCCAUUAAAAAGUAUGUGUGUAAUAUAUAUAUAUAUAUAUCUAUAAGAAAAAAAUCAUAAUUUUCUGACUUUGAAUAUCUGGUUUAAUAUGCUUAUAUACUGUAAGUUAAGGCUACAGUGAGGGGUUUUGUUACAGUUACUAUUUUAAUGUUAAGUUUGCUCUUCUUUGACAUACUGUACAAAUGGCUUAGGGAAAUGAGCCCCUAAAGCCAGAGCUUUUAGAAAUGUAAUUAUUUUUAUGUUAAAAGACAUAAUUUUAAUGCCUAUAAAAUUAUUAUUAUUUUUAAUAGUUUUAUCUUCUCCCACACACUUGCUCUACUUCUUGCACCCUCUAUUACAAGGUGUCCACCGUGGAUGGAAGUGUUGGCACUGUGGCAGCCCCUCUGCAGAACACCUUGACUAAGUUAUUUUUAAAGCAGCUGACUUUAGUUUCCUUCAUCUUUGGUCCUGUUGCUCCAUGUGGCUCAUAGUUCAGUGAUAAGCCAGCCUUCUCCUCACCCUAAAAUUCAGUGUUCAGGUAUUGGGAAGAUUUAGUGGCAAUUCAUGUGCUACAAUGUUUUUGUCCUUAAAACAUGAAACAGGUCAAUUAUAUCCACUGUCUUUUCGUGUUUACAAAAAAAAAAAAAAAAUCUAUUAAGUACAAGUGGAUUCAAAGGCUGGAAAAAAGAUUUC
Messenger RNA from Poecile atricapillus (Black-capped chickadee), 6498 nucleotides. It is a transcript of the gene GOLGA3, whose product is annotated as golgin A3. NCBI's taxonomy places the organism in Eukaryota, Metazoa, Chordata, Aves, Passeriformes, Paridae. The transcript is spliced from 24 exons. Bases 485 to 5035 code for a protein of 1516 amino acids. The record is from RefSeq and is a predicted model, not a curated record.